Phragmites australis (common reed) is the source of this 2312-nucleotide messenger RNA. Its product is annotated as CCA tRNA nucleotidyltransferase, mitochondrial-like. Gene Ontology annotation, molecular function: ATP:3'-cytidine-cytidine-tRNA adenylyltransferase activity; RNA binding. The coding region runs from base 77 to 1924 and encodes 615 amino acids. The record is from RefSeq and is a predicted model, not a curated record. Gene Ontology annotation, biological process: tRNA 3'-terminal CCA addition. The transcript is spliced from 15 exons. Lineage: Eukaryota; Viridiplantae; Streptophyta; Magnoliopsida; Poales; Poaceae.
ACGGCUGGCUGAAGGCCGUGCCGUAGGUAUUGGAGUUUGGUACCGUACGGCGGAAAAAAGGCUGAGAAACCGCCACAUGCCUCAUCGCCUUCUCCUCCCUCGCGGCGGCGGCCUCCUCCUCCCCCCUCUCCGCCGCCGCUCGCCGGCGUCCUCUCCUCCUCUUCGGAGCGUUGCCCCGCACGCCCUCCAUAGAAACUUCUUCUUCUCCCGCAUACGAGCCUUCUCCGGUAACCACGGCAUGGCUGCGGUCUCGCCGGAGCAGCAGCAGCGGCGGAGCGUGGAGGUGAGCGAGACCGUGGAGCUGACGGAGAAGGAAGAGCGGAUCUUCCGGCGGCUGCUUGAUGUCGUCCGCCACUUCGACCUCGGCACGCAGCUCCGCGUCGCCGGUGGCUGGGUCCGGGACAAGCUAUUGGGGAAAGACUCUGCUGACAUUGACAUUGCCCUUGAUAAUAUGACGGGCCGGAAUUUCUGCGAGAAAGUAAAUGAGUACUCAGAGUUGAUAGGGGAGGAGCAGAAAGGAAUUGGUGUUAUCCAGUGCAAUCCUGAUCAAUCCAAGCACUUGGAAACUGCUAGGAUGCUUAUAUUUGACAUCUGGAUUGAUUUUGUUAACUUGAGGUCUGAAAAAUAUGCCGAAAACAGUCGUAUUCCGACCAUGGAGAUUGGUACUGCCAAAGAAGAUGCAUACCGCAGGGACCUAACAAUUAAUAGUUUAUUCUUCAAUAUCAACAAUAAAUCAGUGGAAGAUUUAACUGGAAGAGGUAUUGAUGAUCUCAAAAAGGGCCUUAUUGUUACUCCUUUACCUGCCAAAGCUACCUUCCUGGAUGACCCACUCAGAGUUCUUCGAGCAAUCCGAUUUGCUGCUAGAUUUGACUUUACAUUAGCUGAAGAUUUGAAGGAAGCCGCUUCUGAUGAAAAGGUGAAGUCAGAACUUGGUAGCAAGAUUAGCAGAGAACGGAUUGGUCAUGAGAUUGAUCUUAUGAUGUUAGACAAACGCCCUGUUAAAGCAAUGUGUUACAUCCGUGAUUUGGGGCUAUUUUACGUUGUAUUUGCUUUCCCCGAUAAAUCCGACCCUCCAGUUUUUGACAAAUGUGAUUGGCAUUGUGUUUCGUAUAUUGAAGCAGCUUGGAAUCUUGCAUAUUUAACUGGCUGCUCUGUAUUCAGUGGUGGUUCUGACCCUAAGUUGCAGGAUGAACAGCGAAGGCUUUGCCUGUAUAGUGCACUAUUUAUUCCCCUCCGAAAUAUAUUCUACUUGGACAAAAAAUCUAAGGAGAUAUCCAGGUUCAUUUUAAUAUGUUUACCCAAUGUACUCUGGGAGCUAGAGAGUCUGUUGCAUCAUCUGCAGGUUCCUGUUACUAGCUAUAUUAUUCGGGACUCACUAAAGUUGAAAGGCAGUGAUGCUGAAACGGUUGUCAACAUACAUGCUGCCAGUGAAAAGUUUGCGGAACUAGUUCUUCUCUCUGAGUCAGAUGUUGAUAUGGGAACUCUGAAAGAGAAGCUGGAAGAUGAAUAUCUUGAGAUACCAACAGACUUGGUGAAACGUGUUUUUGCAGGACUUUUACUCCGUGAAAUAAAGGACUUUUGGCGGGUGGCACUGCUUAUAUCCAUUCUCUCUUAUCCAGAAGCUGAAAAUGUUGGUGACAUCCUUAGCCAGCAGGAUGAGCUACAUCGAAGGAAAGAGAAAUACAUCAGAGCUGAGCGUUCCAUAACUGACCUCGAUCUUGAUGGGGUGUGGAAGUUGAAGCCGUUACUUGAUGGCAAAACCAUUAUGGGAGUUAUGCAGGUCAAAGGAGGUCCACUGAUAGGAAAAUGGCAACAACGGCUGGUGAAGUGGCAGCUUGCGCAUCCGAGAGGAACUGCGGAUGAGUGCAUCGAGUGGAUGAAGCAGUCGCAAUCGAAACGUCAAAAAGUAGAAUCCAGUGCCUGAUAGUCAAUGACAUUUUUAGCAUAGGCAGUCUUCAGAUAGGUCACCAACUGCCCGUUGCAACAGUUUGCAUCAGUUAAACCGCCGCCUCGGUAAACACAUGCACUGAAACGCCUGCUGCCACCUGUGGCAAAUGCAAAAACGUCUUCAUAGGAUGAUAGCUUGAUCUUGGUCCACGUCACUAAUGCGCGCGAUGAGUUGUUGAUUGUUAUUAAAAGACCCUGCCUCUGGUUAUUAUGUUGUUUUUUUUUUCUAUUUCUGGAACAUAGUAGAGAGUCAAGAGAGGGGUGGGGGUUUUCAAUUUAAAUCUCUAAAAUUUCUAGACAAAAAUCAUGGAAGUAUACUUAGCUCUUGGAACACGAAAGAAAGUGCUUCUAGAUUAAUUUCAAAA